Acyrthosiphon pisum (pea aphid) is the source of this 2724-nucleotide messenger RNA. It is a transcript of the gene Lk6, whose product is annotated as MAPK interacting serine/threonine Lk6 kinase. The transcript is spliced from 5 exons. NCBI's taxonomy places the organism in Eukaryota, Metazoa, Arthropoda, Insecta, Hemiptera, Aphididae. Gene Ontology annotation, biological process: protein phosphorylation. Gene Ontology annotation, molecular function: ATP binding; protein kinase activity. The record is from RefSeq and is a predicted model, not a curated record. Bases 813 to 2159 code for a protein of 448 amino acids.
ACGCACGGCCGCGCCGGUAGUGUCGUCGUGCGCCGGUUUCCAUCAACACUGCACAACCAGCCGUGGCGUGUUUCGGUGUGUGCGAGAGAGCGAACAACAACAACAACAACAACAGCAUUGCAGCAGGCCGGUCCGCCGUGUUCAGUCAGACGAGAGUAGUGUCCUAGUCCGUUUCGCUGUCGGCUUGUGCGUCGUAAUUGUAAACUCUUGUGGUGUAUUGGAGUUCGCGUGGUGGUUUACAGCAGUAGAAGAAUAUAAUAUAAUAUAAUAUAAUACAGUAGUCUUCGCGUAACGGUUGUUGUUGUUGUUGUUAUAACGUCGGAAUCGUGUAGUCGAGAACUGUGUCUGUGUGCGACUGUAACAACGCUCCCGGGAUCGAAUGAUUUAAAAAUAUCGUCGGUCGUUCAAAAGUAUUACACGUUGUCGUCCCACGCGUCCCGGUUUUUGUAAAUUAUUCGUUAUUUAUUAAGUAUUUCGAUAUAUUAUCUUUUGCCCUGUAUAAAUACCGAGAAAAAACCCGCUGAUAAGACGGGGAAAAAAAGGAAACAAGUUGAUAAAAGAUAUUAUUAUAUUUAUAGUCAUAUACGAGCGAAGAAUCGUGAUAUUUUACGAGAAAUUUAAAAUAUUACACUCGCCGACGGAUAAUUAAGUGCUGUGAUAUAUUGUUUUUUUUUAAGUUUAAAUUAAAUAUUUAUUCGUUAUUAAAUUAUUUUGUGAUCGCGCCGUCUGUUAACGUACACAUACGCCGUGUUCCAUUAUCCACUCCCAAAAGUAUUAUUCACUGUUCUUCGUACGCAACGCAGUCAUUAAAAAUGGUCGAGAGUAUCAUUGAAGAAGAAACCCCCGGACAGACUGAGAGCACCCAAAAUGUCCCGGUUGAAAAAAAGUCUGAAUCACUAUCAUUGAGAAAAGAAGAGGCUCGUAACAAGCGCAAGAAGAAGAAGAUCACCAACAGCCUUGUGACAUCUUGUUUCCAAGAUGCAUAUAAAUUGACUGGUGAAGUAUUGGGUCAAGGUGCUUAUGCAUCUGUUCAAACGUGUGUAAGCGUGUUAACUGGCUUAGAAUUUGCUGUUAAAGUGAUUGACAAAAUUGCCGAACAUGCUCGAGCACGUGUAUUCCGCGAAGUUGAAACAUUUUACCAUUGCCAAGGCCAUCCAAACAUCAUUCAAAUGCUUGAAUUCUUUGAGGCUGAUGACAAAUUUUACAUGGUGUUUGAAAAGGUGGUAGGUGGGCAACUGCUUGAUAGAAUACAACAACGAAAGAGAUUUACAGAAUGUGAAGCUAGUCUUAUUGUCAAAGAUUUGGCAAGUGCAUUAAAUUUUCUACAUCAAAAAGGAAUAGCUCAUCGUGAUUUGAAACCCGAAAAUAUCCUUUGUGUGGAUCCUGUAGCAUUAACUCCUGUUAAGUUAUGUGAUUUUGAUCUUGGAUCUGGUAUUAAGUUAAAUCCAGUUGAUGGCAGUGCAACGCCACAACUAUUAACUCCAGUAGGGAGUGCUGAUUUCAUGGCUCCUGAAGUAGUAGAUGCAUUUGUUGGAAGUCCAGACUCUAAUUACCAUUAUUAUGAUAAGCGUUGCGACUUGUGGUCACUUGGGGUAGUAGCAUACAUACUUCUUUGUGGCUACCCACCAUUUUAUGGGAAUUGCGGCUCCAAUUGUGGAUGGGAAUCAGGAAAUGCUUGUCCAGAAUGUCAAGGUUUGCUUUUUAUUAGCAUUCACGAGGGUCGUUAUGAAUUCCCAGACCGUGAGUGGGCAGACAUAUCAAGCGAAGCCAAAGAUUUGAUCAGCAAAUUGCUGGUUAAAGAAGCUAGUGCUCGACCAAGUGCUGCUGAGGUCUUAAAUCAUCCAUGGGUAUUUAGAUUACAGCAAGAAAAACCCAAAGAUCGUGAACUAAGUACACCAGGUGUUAUAAGACGCAACAAUAGUGCUCGCGCCCUAUCUACAUUUGCAGAGUCUGCUAUGUCGGCUAAUCGAGUGUUCCUGCAGCAUUUCAGUUUGUUUUCAUCAUCUGAUGUACCUCUUGCUGCUGCUAAAAGACUUUCACCGCCAUCGCAUUCCAUGAUUGUACAGCGUAGGUCACUUGGUAAACCACAAUGUUCCAAUGAAACUACUGGUAACCGAGCUCCUGCUCAAUUACCAAUCAUUGCGUCUCCUAGCGGCUAGAGUUUAACAGGCCUCCUACAUUCAUUACCUCUCCACUUUUUUUAUACUAAUUAAAAUCAUUAGAAAACAAAAAUUUGGAAAUAAUUUAAAUACAAAUAUGAAUUGACAAUUUUUUUUUUUUUUAACUAAUAGUCAUAUAUCUAAUUUUUUUUUAUAAAGACUAAAAUACGCAAUAAAUAUUAUAAAAUAAUAACUUAAUAGUUAUGUUAUUAUAUAAUAUAUAUAAAUACAGACUUAUUUUUGUACUUUGAAAAGCUCAGUCUUCAAAAAAAAAAUAAAAAGGUAAUAAUUAAAAUUUGUGAUAAUUCCAAUGUUUGGCAACAUGUUUUGUAUUAUGGUGCCAUUAAUAUGUAAACUUUCGGGUAUGGUUAACAAAAUCAAUAAGUUUGUUAUUUUUUUUUCUUAUAGAAAACCAACAAGGUACCUAUAUUAAUAUAUUGUGUAAUUAGACAUAGGUUAGUCCGCAGAAUAUGCGAACGUUUACACCAAAACUAAUGUCUUAUCUAGAAUAUAGCUCAUCAGGUGCCAUUUGUUUUUUUUUUUUUUUUGUUAGUAAUGGUAUAGA